GCCUCUGAGUCCCAUACGAUUUCUUACUAGUCCGCCUCUCUCUCUCUCUCUCUCUCCUCCAAAACCCUCAUUGUUUUUUUUCUAAAACCCUAACACCCCAAAAAAAAAUUGGGGUUUCUGAGAAAUUGGAGUUCCAAGAUGAUGAGCAUCGCUCUGCGGAGAUCGCAUUCUGUGGUUCCAAGGCAAGCUCUAGCUGCCAUCGACACCCUCUUACGCCACCACCACCAGUUCUCAAGCUUCACUGCUUCAUCCACCGACCAUGAAGUGCUUCGAAGCGCUUGCCAUGGUGUUGGUGAUAUUAGGUCCUUCUCCAUCUUCAGGGCACCGCAGCCGGAUAUUCCAUAUGGGUUUCAAACGAGGGAAUUCCAUGCGAAAUCUGGGACGUUGAAUUAUCGAGCAUCGGCGGUAUUGCAGGCUGAAUUCGCUAUGCACGAGUACUCUUCGUAUGAGGAGCCUGCCAAAGGGAGUGGUGACGAUGAAAACCUUGAGAUCGCGAGGCUUGGGAUUUCGGAAGAGAUUGUCUCAGCUUUGGCUAAGAGGGGGAUUACUAAACUGUUUCCAAUACAGAGAGCUGUGCUGGAACCGGCAAUGCAGGGGCGUGAUAUGAUUGGUAGAGCUAGAACUGGAACUGGGAAGACUCUUGCUUUUGGAAUUCCCGUUUUGGAUAAGAUUAUUCGGUUUAAUGCAAAACACGGGCGUGGAAGGAACCCAUUGGCCUUGGUUUUGGCUCCAACUAGAGAACUUGCACGGCAAGUUGAGAAGGAAUUCUAUGAAUCUGCUCCAAGCUUGGAUACAAUUUGUGUUUAUGGGGGUACACCCAUAUCUCGCCAGAUGAGGCAGCUUGACUAUGGUGUAGAUGUAGCUGUUGGCACGCCUGGUCGGAUUAUUGAUCUUCUCAACAGGGGUGCUCUAAAUUUAUCAGAAGUUCAGUUUGUUGUUAUUGAUGAAGCUGAUCAGAUGCUUCAAGUGGGGUUUCAGGAGGAUGUGGAGAGAAUCUUAGAGAAAUUGCCACAAAAACGUCAGAGCAUGAUGUUCUCUGCAACAAUGCCUUCCUGGAUUAGAAAGCUAACACAAAAUUAUUUAAAAGAUCCUUUAAGUAUCGAUCUUGUUGGAGAUUCUGACCAGAAAUUGGCAGAUGGCAUUUCUUUGUAUUCGAUUGCGACAGAGAUGUAUGGAAAAGCAUCAAUUGUUGGACCACUAAUAACAGAACAUGCAAAAGGAGGCAAAUGCAUUGUAUUCACUCAAACAAAACGGGAUGCUGAUAGAUUGGCAUAUGCCAUGGCAAGAAACUUUAGAUGUGAGGCUUUGCAUGGUGAUAUCUCUCAAGCUCAGAGAGAAAGAACACUUGCAGGCUUCCGAGAUGGGAAUUUCAAUAUAUUAGUUGCAACUGAUGUUGCUUCUCGUGGACUUGACAUACCAAAUGUUGAUCUUGUAAUACAUUAUGAGCUUCCAAACAAUUCCGAAAUAUUUGUUCAUCGUUCUGGCCGAACAGGUCGUGCUGGGAAAAAAGGAAGUGCCAUUCUUAUCUACACACAGGACCAAUCCAGAGCUGUUAGGGUUAUUGAGCGAGAUGUAGGAUGCAGAUUUACAGAGCUUCCUCGUAUUGCUGUUGAAGGUGGAGACAGAGACAUGUUUGGUGAUAUAGGUGGUGGUGGACGAUUUGGCUCAUCUGGAGGCAUGAGGGAUCGUCGAGAUAGUUUUGGCCGUUUUGGUGGUCCAGGGGGUGGAGGGUUUGGUCGUCCUGGAUUUGGCCGUUCCAAUGGUUAUGGUGGACCUAGCACAAACUGUGGUGGAAACGUUGGUGGUUCUGGAUUUAGUCGUUCUGGUGGUUUUGGGGAGUUUGGGGGUUCAGGGCGUUCAAGCCAAAGCAGCGGUGGUGGUUUUGGAGAUUUUGGGGGUUCAGGUCGUUCAAGCCAAAGCGGUGGUGGUUUUGGCGAUUCUCGAUCCAGUCGUUUUGGUAGCUUUGGCAGCUUUGGUGAUGACAAAGACAAAAACAGUGGAAGAAAACCUUUUUGAUUUUAUUGAAUUGCAACUAAAAAGCAACUAAAAAGCACGAGACAGUUUGCUUUGAUACUUAGGAAUUAUGGAGGGCUGUGGCGCCGAGGGAUUUUGAACCUGCCAAAAGUCAUAACAUUUCUAGUUAAUUCUAGAUGUAAAAGUCUUUUGAGAAAUCUUUAUGUUGAUAUUAAAUUUAUAAUAUAUAAUUUGUUCCUGUGUAACCUAUCAAUUUUAGAUAUUGAGAAGAAGGUUCUCACAUGUAAUACAGUUUUUAGUAAUUUGUUUUUUUGGCCUC
Messenger RNA from Ziziphus jujuba (common jujube), 2293 nucleotides. Its product is annotated as DEAD-box ATP-dependent RNA helicase 53, mitochondrial. The record is from RefSeq and is a predicted model, not a curated record. The transcript has 8 exons. The coding region runs from base 139 to 2016 and encodes 625 amino acids. Lineage: Eukaryota; Viridiplantae; Streptophyta; Magnoliopsida; Rosales; Rhamnaceae. Gene Ontology annotation, molecular function: nucleic acid binding; RNA helicase activity; ATP binding.